Messenger RNA from Amborella trichopoda, 1529 nucleotides. Its product is annotated as 26S proteasome regulatory subunit 8 homolog A. NCBI's taxonomy places the organism in Eukaryota, Viridiplantae, Streptophyta, Magnoliopsida, Amborellales, Amborellaceae. The record is from RefSeq and is a predicted model, not a curated record. Gene Ontology annotation, molecular function: ATP binding; ATP hydrolysis activity.
AUACAGUGCAAAACUGGGGGAAGUUCAGAACAAACCUCAAAGAGAGAGAGAGAGAUAGGAGAGAGAGAGAGAGCUCUGAAUCUGUGAAAAAAUGGUGAAGCAAGGAGAGGGGCUUAGGCAGUACUACUUGCAGCACAUCCAUGAUCUACAAUUGCAGGUGCGCCAGAAGACCCACAAUCUCAAUCGUCUUGAAGCCCAACGCAAUGAUCUCAACUCCAGAGUUCGGAUGCUUAGAGAGGAGUUGCAGCUGUUGCAAGAGCCAGGCUCAUAUGUUGGUGAAGUGGUGAAGGUCAUGGGGAAGUCCAAAGUUCUGGUUAAGGUGCACCCCGAGGGGAAAUAUGUUGUAGAUAUUGAUAAGAACAUUGAUAUAACAAAAAUUACACCGUCCACCAGAGUCGCUCUUCGUAAUGAUAGCUAUGUUCUUCAUUUAAUUUUGCCCAGCAAAGUGGACCCUCUGGUUAACCUUAUGAAAGUUGAAAAGGUUCCUGAUUCUACUUAUGACAUGAUUGGUGGCCUUGACCAACAAAUCAAAGAAAUAAAAGAGGUCAUUGAGCUGCCAAUCAAACAUCCAGAACUAUUUGAGAGCCUUGGAAUUGCACAGCCGAAGGGAGUCUUACUUUAUGGACCUCCUGGAACUGGAAAGACGCUGUUAGCUAGGGCUGUUGCUCACCAUACAGAUUGCACAUUUAUCAGGGUUUCUGGUUCUGAGCUGGUACAGAAGUACAUUGGAGAAGGUUCUAGAAUGGUUCGAGAACUUUUUGUUAUGGCUAGAGAACAUGCGCCUUCAAUCAUUUUCAUGGAUGAGAUCGACAGUAUAGGAUCUGCUCGCAUGGAAUCUGGGACAGGCAAUGGGGAUAGUGAAGUCCAAAGAACCAUGCUUGAACUCUUGAAUCAACUCGAUGGAUUUGAAGCAUCUAACAAAAUCAAGGUUUUGAUGGCCACGAAUCGAAUUGACAUUCUUGACCAAGCGCUUCUUCGGCCUGGCCGCAUUGACCGGAAGAUUGAAUUCCCAAAUCCUAAUGAGGAGUCUCGUCUGGAUAUUUUGAAAAUUCAUUCGAGGAAAAUGAAUCUCAUGCGGGGAAUUGAUCUCAAGAAGAUUGCAGAGAAGAUGAACGGUGCCUCAGGGGCUGAGCUCAAGGCGGUUUGCACGGAAGCUGGAAUGUUUGCGCUUAGAGAACGCCGAGUUCACGUUACCCAAGAGGAUUUCGAGAUGGCAGUGGCCAAGGUUAUGAAGAAGGAAACAGAGAAGAACAUGUCAUUGAGGAAGUUGUGGAAGUGAGAAGGCCUUCUCUUUCUCAGCAAUUGAAAUCUGUUCUGUGUUUCGUUACUCGGAUAUUCAGCUCUUGUAUAUGUCUGGCCUUAAUUGAAUUUCUUCCUGUUCUUUUGGAAUUUAUACUUUUUUUGCCCUUUUGGUUAAAUCUGUAUGGAUUAAUACGUGUAAAAUUCCUAUGGUUUGGCAUAUAGUCCUUACCUUGAGAGAAAACGGCUUUAAAUUUAAUUAAUUUCAGUGCUGGACGAUUAGGUUCUGA